This is a messenger RNA of Eriocheir sinensis (Chinese mitten crab), 3583 nucleotides long. RefSeq lists its product as uncharacterized. The transcript has 6 exons. NCBI's taxonomy places the organism in Eukaryota, Metazoa, Arthropoda, Malacostraca, Decapoda, Varunidae. The coding region runs from base 537 to 2438 and encodes 633 amino acids. The record is from RefSeq and is a predicted model, not a curated record.
AGAAAUACAGCGCGGUUUGGUGCAAGAUGUUCCGGGCUCGAAGAUAAAUUGUACCAGACCUUUGGCCCGAAGAACCGCCGGUGACCGAGAGAGCCUGCCAGGGUUGAGGAAGCCUGGGGGAGGGGGGGGGUUAGAAUGGGAGGCCGACGAUAGGGGAGUUACGCCGGGGGGGAAAGGAUGGGGAGAACGAAGGAUGAGGAUGGGGAGGCCGACGAUAGGGGAGUUACGUCGGGGGGAAGGAUGGGGAGGGAAAAGAUGAGGAUAGGGAGGCCGACGAUAGGGGAGUUACGCCGGGGGGAAUGAUGGGGAGGGGGAAGGAUGGGGAGGGGGAGGGGUGGAUUCCUCAACAGGAACGAGCUCAGUAGAGGAUAUCGUGGUCAUUAUUGUAGAUAGCCCUCGUCAGUGUCACAGAUUCCGUCGACUGGAACGUGCUCAAUACUGUAAUCCAAGUCAUCUGUAUCCUUGGCCUCCUCGACGGGAACGAGUGACGUUUGAAGAUUGGGCUCGUCAUCUGCAGGACCGACUUCCUCAAAUUCAUGGGCGGCAUGUCCUCCAUUUUCAACGUUGGGGAUAACCAGCUCUUUAACAAGGUCGUUAUUUUCUUCCAUGAAGAUGUCCAGCGCUUUCACAAGGUCGUCAUUUUCUUCCAUGAAGAUGUCCAGCACUUUGAUAAGGUCGUCAUUUUCUUCACUGGAGAAGGCCAGCGCUUUGACAAAGUUGUCAUUUUCUUCCUUGGAGAGGGCCACCGCUUUGACAAGGUCGUUAAUUUCAUCCAUGGAAAUGGCCAACGCUUUUACAAGCUCGUCAUCUUCAGCCUUGGGGAUGGCCAGCGCUUUUACAAGCUCGUCAUCUUCAGCCUUGGGGAUGUCCAGCGCUUUUACAAGCUCGUCAUCUUCAGCCUUGCAGAUAUCCAGCGCUUUUACAAGUUCGUCAUCUUCAGCCUUGCAGAUAUCCAGCGCUUUUACAAGUUCGUCAUCUUCAGCCUUGCAGAUAUUCAGCGCUUUUACAAGUUCGUCAUCUUCAGCCUUGCAGAUAUCCAGCGCUUUUACAAGUUCGUCAUCUUCAGCCUUGCAGAUAUCCAGCGCUUUUACAAGCUCGUCAUCUUCAGCCUUGCAGAUAUCCAGCGCUUUUACAAGCUCGUCAUCAUCAGCCUUGCAGAUAUCCAGCGCUUUUACAAGUUUGUCAUCUUCAGCCUUGCAGAUAUCCAGCGCUUUUACAAGCUCGUCAUCUUCAGCCUUGCAGAUAUCCAGCGCUUUUACAAGUUCGUCAUCAUCAGCCUUGGGGAUGGCCAACGCUUUUACAAGCUCGUUAUCUUCAGCCUUGCAGAUAUCAUGCGCUUGUGCAAGUUCGUCAUCUUCAGCCUUGCAGAUAUCCAGCGCUUUUACAAGUUCGUCAUCUUCAGCCUUGCAGAUAUCCAGCGCUUGUACAAGUUCGUCAUCUUCAGCCUUGCAGAUAUCCAGCGCUUGUACAAGUUCGUCAUCUUCAGCCUUGCAGAUAUCCAGCGCUUGUACAAGUUCGUCAUCUUCAGCCUUGCAGAUAUCCAGCGCUUUUACAAGGUCGUCAUCUUCAGCCUUGCAGAUAUCCAGCGCUUGUACAAGUUCGUCAUCUUCAGCCUUGCAGAUAUCCAGCGCUUGUACAAGUUCGUCAUCUUCAGCCUUGCAGAUAUCCAGCGCUUGUACAAGUUCGUCAUCUUCAGCCUUGCAGAUAUCCAGCGCUUUUACAAGCUCGUCAUCUUCAGCCUUGCAGAUAUCCAGCGCUUGUACAAGGUCGUCAUCUUCAGCCUUGCAGAUAUCCAGCGCUUUUACAAGUUCGUCAUCUUCAGCCUUGCAGAUAUCCAGCGCUUUUACAAGUUCGUUAUCUUCAGCCUUGCAGAUAUCCAGCGCUUUUACAAGUUCGUUAUCUUCAGCCUUGCAGAUAUCCAGCGCUUUUACAAGUUCGUUAUCUUCAGCCUUGCAGAUAUCCAGCGCUUUUACAAGCUCGUCAUCUUCAGCCUUGCAGAUAUCCAGCGCUUGUACAAGGUCGUCAUCUUCAGCCUUGGGGAUGGCCAGCGCUUUUACGAGUUCGUCAUCAUCAGCCUUGCAGAUGUCCAGCGCUUGUACAAGGUCGUCAUCUUCAGCCUUGGGGAUGGCCAGCGCUUUUACAAGGUCGUCAUCAUCACCCUUGCAGAUGGCCAGCGCUUUUACAAGGUCGUCAUCUUCAGCCUUGAAGAUGGCCAGCGCUUUUACAAGUUCGUCAUUCUUUUCCAUGAAGAUGUUCAGCGUUUUGACAAGGUCGUUAAUUUCAUCCAUGGAGAUGGCCAACGCCUUAACAAAGUCGUCAUUUUCUUUCUUGGACAUGGCCAGCGCUUUGAAAAGGUUGUUAUUUUCUUCCAUGAAGAUGUCCAGCGCUUUUACAAGGUCGUUAUUUUUAUCCCUGGAAAUGGCCAGCGCUUUGACUAAGUCGUCAUUUUCUUCCUUGAACAUGUCCAGCGCUUUUACAAUGUCGUUAUUUUCAUCCUUGGAAAUGUCCAGCGCUCUGACAAGAUCGUUAUUUUCAGCCUUGGAUAUGGCCAGCGCCUUGACAAUGUCGAUAUUUUCAUCCUUGGAAAUGUCCAGCGCUCUGACAAGAUCGUUAUUUUCAGCCUUGGAUAUGGCCAGCGCCUUGACAAUGUCGUUAUUUUCAUCCUUGGAAAUGUCCAGCGCUCUGACAAGAUCGUUAUUUUCAGCCUUGGAUAUGGCCAGCGCCUUGACAAUUUCGUUAUUUUCAUCCUUGGAAAUGUCCAGCGCUCUGACAAGAUCGUUAUUUUCAGCCUUGGAUAUGGCCAGCGCUUUGAUAAGGUCGAUAUUUUCAUCCUUGGAAAUGUCCAGCGCUCUGACAAGAUCGUUAUUUUCAGCCUUGGAGAUUUCCAGCGCUUUGAUAAGGUCGAUACUUUCAUCCUUGGAAAUGUCCAGCGCUCUGACAAGAUCGUUAUUUUCAGCCUUGGAUAUGGCCAGCGCUUUGAUAAGGUCGUUAUUUUCUUGCCGGGAGAAAGACACGACUUUUUGCUGCCUGUCAAUUUCAUUCCUAGCGUUAGACAGAUCACUAAGCAGGCCGUGGUUUUCUUCCUGGAAUAAGGACACGAAUUUUCGGAGCCUGUGAAUUAUUUUUCCAGCGUUAGAUAAGUCACUGAGCAGGACGCUAUUUUCGCGUCGCGAUAAGUGCAGGUCAUUGAUCAGGCCGCUGUUUUCUUCCUCCAGCGCUAAUCUUUGCUGCUCUUUCUCUCUCCAAGCCGUUUCUUGAGCCAGCACCGCCCUGUGCAGGACGCUGGCUUCAUCUAUGGCCUGAAGUAGAAGGACGGACAAGAGGGCGUUUUGUCUUUUUAGGUCCUGCAACGCCAGCUGACUCCGCUCUUGUUCGGCCAGCAGAUCAGCAAUCACCCAGGCCUUGUGGGCCACGAGCUGUCCCGACGGGGGUUCUCCCUCCACAGGCCCGGCGGCGCGCAGCCCUUCGGCUGGCGGGGUUGUAGGGCCGAGCCCGGUGUACUCCAGAAGCAGAUUGGUGGCCAAGGCCCACCACACCAGUGCCAGAACAACGUCAAUUCUCAUCGUGGUGAUGAUAAUUGAAA